AAUAUAUACGACUGACUGACUGACUGGCAGUUAGUGUUAAAAGUUAGUCUAUAGUAGUAGUGAUCGACAACAACAACAAUAACUACAGUCUCUGUCUAUAUCUUAUGGUAAUUGAUUGUCUCAUUUCUGAUCACUCAUUGUUUGUUUGUUGGUCUGUCUGAAGACAAUCAGUUGCUGUCUAUCUGUGGUGUAUGUGCUGUGAAAGUCAUACCUGAAAGAAAAACCAUUUUUGUAUUACAAGACAUUUAUCAUAUAAAAGAAAAGGACAUCCAUUUGAUUUGGUUAAUACCAUCCUUGUUGUUGUUGUUGAGCUGAUCCAUACAUUUUAGGUAUAAUAAAAAUGUCGACCUCUUCAACUACUGACCAGUCAUUGGCGAUCAUUGUGUUGAUGACAAUCAUCGCAUUGGUGAGUGCCCAGGCCGGUGUACCUGCAGUCGCACCAACCAACGGUGGUGCCGCCGCCCCACCAGCACCAGCAGCACCGAUAACAUCGACAACAGUUGCGCCACCGACGACAACUCUACCUCCAGUGACUACUACACCAGUGCCAGUACCGCAACCGACACCUGGACCCAUACCCGAACCGGAACAAUGGUCGGGAACUGUAGCCCAGGGCAACAGUACCUGUAUUAAAGUCUUGUCCGACAUUAAAAUUAUAAUUCAAUACCCGAAUGGCACUUCAAAUGUAUCGUCGUCGCCAUUGACCGCCGGGUUUGUCAUACCCAAGACUGCUACGGUCGAUGAGUUGCAGAGUCAUUGUAGUGGUGGCCUGAAAAAUGAGUCCACCGAAAUACUGGUCAUUACAUUCAACAAUAUGUAUAAUACGUCCGCCAAUCUGACAGUUAGCUUCAAGCGUGACUCAGACAAUAAAGUAUCUGUCGAUGAAUUGGAUCUAUCAUUCAAUGUCACCAAAAACUUGUUGCCACAGCUCUACAGUGAUAGUACUGAAUAUGGCCAUUUGUUGAGCGCAUCGGUUAAAAACCAGUCACUAUUUUCGGUAGCCAACCAGCACUCGUACAAGUGUGACGACAAUGCUGUCAAAUUGGAUGGCAUCAGCAUUGGUGACAAUCAACCAUUGAUUAAUAUAACUAUCGAGUUUAGCCACUUUCAGUUCGAGGCAUUCAUGAACCAUAGUUCCAAUACAAAUGUCGUCGAGUUUGAUACCGCCAUCGAUUGCAAGUCAAAUGAGAUUAGUGAUGUGGUGCCAAUCGCCGUGGGCGCCGCCUUAGCCGGAUUGGUGGUCAUCGUAUUGAUUGCCUAUUUUAUUGGCCGCAGACGUAGCCGUCGUCUCGCAUAUCAAUCAGUUUAAGUGGGAGAGAGAGAGAGAGAGACAUCAGAAAGAGAGGGAGAGAGAGAUUAAACGAUUUUUUAAAUAUAUAUAUAUUUCCAUUAAAAAAAAUAACUUCACAUUUUGCUGCAGACAGUAGUAGUGUGAAGUGUUAUGUAAAAUAUUGAUAAUUAAGUUUUAAUUAAUAAUAAUAAUAAUUCAAUGAUAAAUAUAUAU
This is a messenger RNA of Oppia nitens, 1504 nucleotides long. RefSeq names its product lysosome-associated membrane glycoprotein 2-like (gene Lamp1). Gene Ontology annotation, cellular component: membrane. Bases 341 to 1309 code for a protein of 322 amino acids. The record is from RefSeq and is a predicted model, not a curated record. NCBI's taxonomy places the organism in Eukaryota, Metazoa, Arthropoda, Arachnida, Sarcoptiformes, Oppiidae. The transcript is spliced from 4 exons.